Molecule: messenger RNA, 1862 nt
Organism: Contarinia nasturtii (swede midge)
Lineage: Eukaryota; Metazoa; Arthropoda; Insecta; Diptera; Cecidomyiidae
Product: zinc finger protein weckle-like
Exons: 7
Coding region: 130-1731 (533 amino acids)
Biological process (GO): regulation of DNA-templated transcription
Cellular component (GO): nucleus
Molecular function (GO): RNA polymerase II cis-regulatory region sequence-specific DNA binding; DNA-binding transcription factor activity, RNA polymerase II-specific; zinc ion binding
Source: RefSeq, a predicted model, not a curated record
AUGUAGGAUAGAUUUUGUUUUGUUAUUUUUAUUCUAUCACAAUAAAAAAAUAAGCGAAUUGAUUUUAUCUCUAAAUUAGUGUUAGUCAAAAAUUGUUUUGGUAUAAUUUUAAUCAUUGGAGGCGCCGAAAUGCCGUGUGAUUGGCAAAAGUGGUGUCGUUUGUGUGGAAAAAUUGAAGUCAAAAACGAUAUAGUCAAGUUUGAAAGAAUACCAAAUUUUAUAUGUUUAAUUCAAAAACACUUUUCCAUUACGUUGACUGAAUCGGAUUGUAUGUCAAAUGUAUGUGAUGAAUGCCACCAAUUUAUAUCGAAACUCGAAGAAUUCACAGAACGAUGCAGAAAAGUGCAUUUGCUUUUCAGUAAUCUAAUUUCCUCCACCAAUCUUGAAAUUGAUUCAAAUUACUUGCAAACACUCAGACAUGAAUUCAUUGGACCAGAAGCUGAACUUGAUACAGAUGAAAAAAUUCCAAUCAACAUUGUUGAUUAUAAAACGAACAACAAAAGUACAGACACUGACGAUUUGGAAACAGGCUCAGUAUCUCCUAUUGUGAAUGUAAAGAAAGAACAUCAAAAAAUAUCGAAACGAAUUAAAAGAGAAUCAAGAACCAAACCAAGAAAAAGAACGAAAAAAACCAGUCGUAAAGUUAUUGAAGAUGAAAUCAAAGAAGAAGAUGAUGAAGAAGAAAUGGAAAUUGAUGCGUUUGACUACGAUAAUGAUGAUUUUGAGAAUGAUCCAUCCUUUGCCAUAACCGCCGAUAUGGAAAACAGACAGUUGGACGAUGAUGAAUUGGACGAUUUAGCUGGAGAUGGAAAUGAAGAAGAUUUUGACAUAGACGAAGUAAAAAACACACCACGAAAACGACGACAAAAAAUUGUAGAACCUGAUAAUAAAACGUACAGUUGUCCACUUUGCAACAUUGAUUUUGAGGGUAAGCGUGCGUUCGACGGUCAUAUGCGUGAGAAUCAUCCGAGGUCAGAAAAUCCAUUCUCAUGUCCAAAGUGCCCAAAACGUUUUCCAUCACUGACAAAAUUGCAACGACACGAAAGCGUUCAUUUACCCGAUGAACUGAAAUUGGUGCAUCCAUGUCAAUUCUGUGACAAACGUUUCAGCAAACUAGUGAACGUACAAGCACAUAUUCGGGCAAUUCAUACCGGUGACAGGCCGUUUAUUUGUGAGGAAUGUGGGAAAUCAUUCGUUGCAAAAGGUGCAUUGAAAGAACAUCAAAUCACGCAUUCAGAUGACUAUCCAUUCCAAUGUCAGCAUUGUCCAAAAAAAUUCAAAAAUAUGGCCAGACUACGAACACAUGAAGACAUUCACAAACAUACUGCUUACAUCUGUCCACACUGUGGUCUUCAACUGAAUACAAAACGAACGCUAAAAAUGCAUAUGGUUGUGCAUUCGGAUCAGAAGAAAUACAAAUGCCAAUAUUGUGGCAAUGAAUACAAACGAUCAAAAGCACUGAAGAAUCAUCUAAUUUUACAUACUGGUCUGAGGCCAUAUGUGUGUCCAUUUUGCGAGAAAACUUUUGCAAACGGAAGCAAUUGUCGUAGUCAUAAGAAAAAAGCACAUCCAGUUGAAUUAGCAGCCUUGGAAGCAUCCGGAGAAGUUUUACCCGCUGCUAAUAUUCCCAAACUUGAGCAUUUACAACCUAAAAAACCAACGCCUGAAAACAACAUAGUCAUCAUCACCCAAAACGAUAAUAAAAUUAUCGAAAGCAUCGUAUACACUUGAAUAAAAGCGUAAUAAUAGUUUUCGAAUCUACUUCAACUGAUAGCAUAUAUAAUUUUCAUGAAAAUCACACAGCAUAAUAGAACAUUUAUUAAUUUUAGCAUUAAUACACUCCUGAUUAGAUUUUAAUUGAG